Molecule: messenger RNA, 2371 nt
Organism: Colius striatus (speckled mousebird)
Lineage: Eukaryota; Metazoa; Chordata; Aves; Coliiformes; Coliidae
Gene: MC5R
Product: melanocortin 5 receptor
Exons: 3
Coding region: 236-1213 (325 amino acids)
Biological process (GO): G protein-coupled receptor signaling pathway
Cellular component (GO): membrane
Molecular function (GO): melanocortin receptor activity
Source: RefSeq, a predicted model, not a curated record
GAAGUCGUUAUUGCUUGAGGUCUAUAAAAAGGCAGUUGCACACAAAGGGUCUCCAGCCCCAGAUGUCGGGUGAGGAGAGGGGCUGAAACUUCUGCUAUCUGGAGGAAAGGUUGCAGGCAAUGAAGAGAAAGACAAGCUGAAGGAGCAGAUCUGGGUCUUCUGCCUUUUGGAAAAUGCAUUUACUGCACUCCUUGGUAAAUCCCUCAGAAGGAAUAGAACGUGCUUACUUCUAGAGAUGAACAUAUCCUCUCAACUAUAUAUUUCUGAACUGAACCUGAGUGCCUUUGGUAGCAACUUUACUGUGCCUACUGUCAAGAGCAAGUCUUCACCAUGUGAGCAAGUGAUCAUUGCGGCUGAGGUGUUCCUAACUCUAGGCAUUGUAAGCCUCCUUGAAAAUAUUUUAGUUAUAUGUGCAAUAAUUAAGAACAAGAACUUGCAUUCACCCAUGUAUUUUUUUGUUUGCAGUUUAGCAGUGGCUGAUAUGCUGGUUAGUGUGUCUAAUGCUUGGGAGACCAUAACAAUAUACUUAAUAAACAAUAGACAUGUAAUUAUAGAAGAUGCCUUUGUCCGUCAUAUAGACAAUGUCUUUGAUUCAAUGAUCUGCAUAUCUGUGGUGGCUUCCAUGUGCAGUUUGCUGGCUAUAGCAGUAGACAGGUAUAUCACUAUCUUCUAUGCCCUGCGUUAUCACAAUAUCAUGACAGUGAAAAGAUCAGGGCUUAUUAUUGCAUGCAUCUGGACCUUUUGCACAGGCUGUGGCAUUAUCUUCAUUCUUUAUUAUGAAUCAACUUAUGUGAUCAUUUGUCUCAUCACUAUGUUUUUUACCAUGUUGUUCCUCAUGGUCUCGCUAUACAUCCAUAUGUUCCUCUUAGCUCGCACUCACGUGAAGAAAAUAGCUGCUUUGCCUGGUUACAACUCCGUCCGUCAAAGAACUAGCAUGAAAGGAGCCAUCACUCUGACCAUGCUCCUUGGCAUCUUCAUUGUUUGCUGGGCUCCAUUCUUCCUUCAUCUCAUCCUGAUGAUAUCCUGCCCUCAAAAUCUCUACUGUGUUUGUUUCAUGUCUCACUUCAACAUGUACCUCAUUCUCAUUAUGUGCAACUCCAUGAUUGAUCCCUUGAUCUAUGCCUUUCGUAGUCAGGAAAUGAGGAAGACUUUCAAGGAGAUAAUUUGUUGUUAUGGCCUGAGAAUGCUCUGUGGGUUAUUAAACAAGUGUUAAGAAACCAAAACCAAACCAGAGAAGAGAAUGGAAAUGCAACAUCUCCCCACAUCUUGUGAUUUUGCAGAAAUGCCUAUGAAGUACCUUUCUCCGUUGAACUGUCUUGAUUUCUACAGCAAUCAGAAAGCACUUUUUAAUAUGUGAUUUUACCCUUCUUUCUCUCCACACACCUUUCUCAUACUGGUGGUAGGAGCGACUCAGUGGAUCUGUAUUACGGGGAGAAAGAAUUUUUUGAAUCGCAUUUACCCUACUGAAGACUGGAUCUUAUAAGAGGACUAUACAGGGAAAGCUUUAUUUUUCUUUCUGCUAAAUGCAACGAGUGUGACCUGCCAUGCAAACGAGCCCAUCAGCUUCUCAUUUUGUGUUCCUCUUGAUAUUCUUUGUCAAGAAAGAAUAGAUAGAUGCAGUGUGACUUAUUUUGAUUCAUAGAAUGAACCUAUUUUUUUUUGGUAUUUCCUUCUGAAGACAUAAAAUCGGAGAAGAAUCAGAUUAUCAGGGUUUAUAUACUUUGCUUAACAGUUAUGACCAAUAUAUACUCACAUAUUGUCAGUCUUGUAUUCCAGUCAUGACUGUUACUGUCAUAAAAUAUAUAUUAUGUAAGAGGACAGUGUUAUCAUGAGAUUUUCCACGGUGGAUACCAUACUUUGUCAUAUCUGACUAUUUGUGUUCUUAUCACUGUGGAGUAAGAUGUAGCAUAGGUGGUUUUUAAGGCUGAAGUUGAAGCAUAAGCUGAUUUUAGUUUGCUUUCUUUAUUCACAAGGACCAGGGAAGAAAAGAGUACAUGGUCUCUAGAUAGUCAUAUACUAUUUUGUGGAGAUAGAAGACUGAGUAAGUGGCUGCCUUUAUACAGACAUUAGAAAAGCAUUUCAGCUAGAAAUAGCUCUUGUUACUAGAGGAAACUGUAGUGUAGAUUGCAUCUUUCAAACUGAGCAAAAAAACCAAGGCUGAUGAUCACAAGGCAUAGUAGGCAAUGGCAAAACAGGCAUUUCAAAACCUCAGGCACAGUUGCUAUAACGGGGAUUGCUAAUAUUUGGUCCCCAAACAAGCAGUUUUGUCUUUGUUGAGAGAAUUCUAAGGUGAAACCCUCAUGCUUUUUGUGUGAGUAAUUUGCAUUUAGUCAUGCUCUCAUAAAUAUGCUGUUCUGCAACAGCUAUGUAA